Orbilia oligospora ATCC 24927 is the source of this 1866-nucleotide messenger RNA. RefSeq lists its product as uncharacterized. The transcript is spliced from 6 exons. The record is from RefSeq and is a predicted model, not a curated record. Lineage: Eukaryota; Fungi; Ascomycota; Orbiliomycetes; Orbiliales; Orbiliaceae. Gene Ontology annotation, biological process: protein phosphorylation. Gene Ontology annotation, molecular function: ATP binding; protein serine/threonine kinase activity. Bases 1 to 1866 code for a protein of 621 amino acids.
AUGUCGUGGAAGCUCACCAAGAAACUCAAGGAGACACAUCUCUCCACGCCGUCUCCGAGCUCAACGGCUUCACGAUCUUCAUCAACAUCUACAAUUACUCCGGCAUCCCUUAAAACAUCCCCAACACCCUCUUCUAUUGACACUGCAAUGACAGGAAGCACACAUGUCACCUCAACGGUUAAGCCGGGCUUGCUUGUUUUCACACUUUACGAGGCCAAGGGCCUGACGCUGCCCAACAUCCCAACCACACAGACCGGUCUUCUCUCCGGCUCGGUUGGCUCGUUCAAUUCAAUGCGCCCCGCAUCAUCACAGGCGCGAAUGGCGAGCUAUGUCACUCCCGGCUCCCGACCGGGCACCUCGUCAUCUCGGCCGGGCACUGGCUAUAGCCAUGGUGGCGGAAUCCAUCCCCGAUACCUUCCCUAUUGUGUUGUAGAAUUCGACAAGUGCGAGGUUUUCUUGACAGCCUCUCCAAAAUCGCCUGCUCCAAAUGCUCCAGUUUAUGACUCGCCUGCAAACCAAUACAAAUUCGACGUGUCUAGAGAGACUGAUCUAACAGUGCAGCUUUAUUUGAGAAACCCAUCGAGUACUGGAAACCAUAGGGAGAACGAUUUUUUUUUGGGAAGCUGUAAAGUACAACCCCGCUUUGAGGAAGUGACUGCCCAGCAGACAACCCCGCCCAAAUCCAAAUCUUCCACCCUACCGACCCCCCAACCUGGUCACGCCGGUAUCGACUGGGUGACCCUGGGAUUUGGCAGCGGAAGCGUUCGUAUCGGGUUGGACUAUGUUGCAAACCCCAGCAAACCUCUUACUAUUGAAGAUUUUGACUUGCUCAAGGUUGUUGGAAAGGGGAGUUUCGGGAAAGUCAUGCAGGUCAGAAAGAAGGAUACAUCCCGUAUAUAUGCCCUUAAAACCAUCCGAAAGGCCCACAUAAUAAGCAGAGCUGAGGUGACACACACUCUCGCUGAGAGAACUGUUCUCGCUCAAAUCGACAACCCUUUCAUCGUUCCGUUGAAGUUCUCCUUUCAGUCGCCGGAGAAACUUUAUUUAGUGUUGGCAUUUGUUAACGGCGGAGAGCUGUUCCACCAUCUCCAGCGUGAAGGCCGAUUUGAUAUCAACCGCUCGAGGUUUUACACCGCAGAGCUUCUCUGUGCACUGGAAUGUUUGCAUGGAUUUAAUGUUAUCUACAGAGAUCUUAAGCCCGAAAAUAUCUUGCUUGAUUAUACCGGCCAUAUCGCGUUGUGUGAUUUCGGUUUGUGUAAACUCAACAUGAAGGAGGAUGAUAAGACCAACACUUUCUGUGGUACCCCCGAAUACAUUGCGCCAGAACUUCUUUUAUCCCAAGGAUACACUAAAACGGUUGAUUGGUGGACACUUGGUGUACUGCUAUAUGAGAUGUUGACGGGAUUACCACCAUUCUACGAUGAAAAUACCAAUGAAAUGUACCGUAAAAUCCUUACGGACCCAUUGCUAUUUCAUGGACCGGAGAUUGUGCCCCAGGACGCGAGAGACCUCUUGGAAAAACUACUGAACAGGGAUCCGACUAAAAGGUUGGGCGCAAACGGGGCUUCGGAGAUCAAGAACCACAAGUUUUUUGACAGUGUAGAUUGGAAGAGGCUUGUUCAGAAGAAGAUACAGCCUACCUUUAAACCAGCCGUUGAAAAUGCGCUCGACACUACCAAUUUUUCACCAGAAUUUACCGGCGAAGCCCCAGCAGACAGCGUCAUAGAGGGGGAUGCUCGUUUGUCUGAAAGCGAUCAAAUUCAGUUCGAAGGUUGGAGUUAUCACGGAAGUCGCCUACAGGGGACAGGGGAGGGAAAUAUGAGCGUUAAAGAUCCUUAUCUCGGUAAUGGUAGCAUACAGAAUUAG